UGGGCUGAAGUGGACGCCACCCAGCCCAGGAUCAUGGAGCUCAGCGUCCUCCUGUCCCUGGUGCUCCUCACUGGCCUCCUCCUCCUCCUGCUCAGGGCUGGCUCAAAGGCCCGUGGCCACCUCCCUCCAGGGCCCCGGCCUCUGCCCUUGUUGGGGAAUGUUCUGCAAAUGGAUAGACACGGGCUCCUGAAAUCUUUCCUGCAGCUUCGAGAACGGUAUGGGGAUGUGUUCACCGUGUAUCUGGGAUCAAGGCCGGUGGUCAUGCUGUGUGGGACGGACACCAUCCGGGAGGCCCUGGUGGACCAGGCUGAGGCCUUCUCUGGCCGAGGGACUGUUGCCACUGUGGAGCCAAUCUUCCAGGGCUAUGGUGUGGUAUUUGCCAACGGGGAGCGCUGGAAGGCCCUUCGGCGGUUCUCUCUGGCCACCAUGAGGGAUUUUGGGAUGGGGAAGCGGAGCGUGGAGGAGCGGAUCCAGGAGGAGGCGCAGUGUUUGGUGGAGCAGCUGCGGAAAACCAAUGGGGAACUUGUGGACCCCACCUUCAUCUUCCAGUCCAUCACGGCCAACAUCAUCUGUUCCAUUGUCUUUGGAGAACGAUUUGACUACAAAGAUCGCAACUUCCUGCAUCUCCUGGACAUGUUCUAUCAGAGCUUUGCGCUCAUCAGCUCCUUCUACAGCCAGGUGUUUGAGCUUUUCUCCAGUGUCAUGAAGCACUUCCCUGGGAAGCACAGAGAGAUCUACAAAAACCUGCAGGAGGUCAAAGCGUUCAUUGCCCAGCGUGUGGAAUGGCACCGGGCAACCCUGGACCCCAGCAUGCCGAGAGACUUCAUCGACACCUACCUCCUGCGCAUGGACAAA
Messenger RNA from Dipodomys ordii (Ord's kangaroo rat), 855 nucleotides. RefSeq names its product cytochrome P450 2B11-like. The annotation marks the transcript as partial. The transcript is spliced from 5 exons. Gene Ontology annotation, molecular function: oxidoreductase activity, acting on paired donors, with incorporation or reduction of molecular oxygen, reduced flavin or flavoprotein as one donor, and incorporation of one atom of oxygen; iron ion binding; heme binding. NCBI's taxonomy places the organism in Eukaryota, Metazoa, Chordata, Mammalia, Rodentia, Heteromyidae. The record is from RefSeq and is a predicted model, not a curated record. Gene Ontology annotation, biological process: xenobiotic metabolic process. Gene Ontology annotation, cellular component: intracellular membrane-bounded organelle; cytoplasm.